AUGGUCCUGGCCCCGCCAUGCAAGCGUCACGUCAGCGCCACACCGGUGGAGCUGGGCCAGAUGCUCCUCCGCAUCAUCCCCUCAUCUCAUGUUGGUCCUAUAUCACCGUGGGCCCCACCGGGGGGAAUCCUCGGCGCGCUCGACGUCGUCUCCUUCCUCGCCGGCGCCGGCGGUGCGGCGGCGGCGUCGAUUCCGGUGCCGGAGGCGGCGCCGGAUCAAGGGGUGAUCAGGGAGGUCGAUCCGGGGACGAGGUCGAUCGAUGCCACACAGGGAGUUCGUUGCCUCCUCGUUCGAAAGUGCUCAGCCUGUAGCGGCAUCAGCAAACGAUCCUCCGAUCUUUACAGUGUCAAGUGGCUGAGAAACAACGAAAAUUCAUCGGCCAGUUCCGUCACGGAUGCCGGUCCAUCAUACUCACCCACUCCCUGCAACAACUACUGCUGUCUCUCCCAAGAAGACGUGGUCCGCUUCUUGAUUGGCCGCUGCCUUAAUGCUCUCGCCCCACUGCCGCUAUCUCCAAUCUCUUCUCUCGGAGCCAUCAAUCCCAACUACUCGUGCAUCGAAGCCUUCUCCCCCGCUAUCAAAGCAAUUCGCAAAAUACCCCCCUAUGACACACCUGCAGUUGCAGUUGUCGAGACUAACCCGGACAGAAGUCAUAAACCACUAGGACACAUAUCCUCUUACAAACUGCAGAAAUGUGACUAUCUGGCAACCGCCUGGGCCAUGGCGAAUUUGUCGGCAGGAGAAUUUGUUGCAGGUUCUAAUGAUGCAAACAGAACAACGCCCGAGUUCACUCUCGGUUCUCAAAUUGAGGAAUUUGGGGCUUUGGCUUCUCCGAGGCUGAUGAAGUUCAGUAGCAGGUGUGUAGGUUUUUUCAGUAAUAAUGUGAGCCAGAUCGCAGUUUCUGCGAGGACGGAUAGGAGUGUGUACAGGGGGAGGAAUGCGACUUUGACUUGUAAGAAAACGAGUUCUCUGGCGGCCGUCAUGGCGUAGAUGCUGUCGAAUCAGGCGACCCGUGUUUGGGUGACUGAAGCCGACGGCGUCUUGAUUGGUGUGGUUGGGUACAGAGAUAUCCUUAAUGCAGUUGCCAAGAAUGUUACUCCAGCAGUUUGAUUCUUGAUUCAUUUUAGCUCGCCUAUGUUCCAUCAUGCUCAAAUGCUACUAGGUGCAAUAAUUUUCUAUUUUGUGCCUGGAAUAUUUGGGAUUUUUCUUUUUUCCUGUUCCCUUCAGAAAAAAAUUAAAAUCUAAGGGAACUUCCAUUGUAAAGCCUUUUCUUUUUUCUUAUUUCGUUUUUUUUAUUUUUGACAAUGUCAAAUGCAUCUUGUUUGAUUAUAUCACACAGUUCUUUGUGACUAUUUGAGUUUAUGGCAACACUAAUAACAGGAUUAUUGACCUAGAAAGUAAAGAGACUUGAACUCAUCA
Molecule: messenger RNA, 1419 nt
Organism: Ananas comosus (pineapple)
Lineage: Eukaryota; Viridiplantae; Streptophyta; Magnoliopsida; Poales; Bromeliaceae
Product: CBS domain-containing protein CBSX6-like
Exons: 3
Coding region: 1-990 (329 amino acids)
Source: RefSeq, a predicted model, not a curated record